Alternaria atra is the source of this 786-nucleotide messenger RNA. RefSeq lists its product as uncharacterized. Gene Ontology annotation, molecular function: oxidoreductase activity, acting on the CH-OH group of donors, NAD or NADP as acceptor. Bases 1 to 786 code for a protein of 261 amino acids. NCBI's taxonomy places the organism in Eukaryota, Fungi, Ascomycota, Dothideomycetes, Pleosporales, Pleosporaceae. The record is from RefSeq and is a predicted model, not a curated record. The transcript has 3 exons.
AUGGCAUCUUCCGAAAAUAAAACAGUCAUUGUAACCGGUUGCAGCAGCGGUAUUGGUCUGGCAACAACUCUUCUCUUUCUCUCACAGAAUGCACAAGUCUUCGGUGUCGAUAUAUCACCUUUCAACCAUGAGCUUGAUACCACCCAAAAAGAGUCCUUCGCUUUCCACGAAGCAGAUCUUUGCAAGCCCGGCGCAGCCGAAGAGGCGAUUUCUGCUUGCAUCGCAAGAUAUGGCCCGAAUAUCGACGUGCUAGCCAAUGUUGCGGGUGUCAUGGAUGCUUUUGGCAGCGCUGAUACGGUCAAAGACUCGGAAUGGGAGCGCGUCCUUACCAUCAAUCUCACGGUUCCGGUCCGGAUGAUGGCAGCUGUAUUGCCUAGCAUGAAAGACCAAAAGAGCGGUGCCAUCGUGAACGUUGGUAGCUAUGCAAGUCUCUCGGGUGCGGUGGCUGGCAUUGCAUACACAGCCAGUAAACAUGGGCUUGUCGGUGCGACCAAGAACGUCGCUUGGCGCUUUCGAAAAGAUGGUAUUAGAUGCAACGCUGUACUUCCAGGUGCCGUUCCCACUAACAUCCGCUCGUCGAUGGUGCAAGAGAACGUUGACCAGGCUGCAAUGGAAGUAUACAAUCCCGUGCAGGCCUUGUGCCAAGGCCUGAAGAGAGAUGAUCUGCCAUACGGAUCUGUAGGCCCUGACGAUAUUGCUCAGGGUAUUGCAUUCCUCGCGUCCGAUGCUGCAAAGACGAUCAGCGGUGUUAUGAUGCCGAUAGACAACGCUUGGUCAACGAUAUAG